AUGACAAGACACAGAGUAAAGAUGCAGCUGCUACUCCUCCUUGGGGUGGCCACAAGCAGAUGUCUGCAUGAUGAGACCCAGAAGUCUGUGCGCCUUCUCAGGCCCCAUCUCUCCCAAAUGCCCACACACUUUCGCUCCUCGGUCCUUCCUCUCUCUAGCUCCCGUGAUCCUCAACCCCUUAGAAUCCAAACCUACUAUACAAGAGAUCCUCUAUCCAACGAGGCUUGGGCUCCUGAUGGGGCAUCUCGAGCCCUGGCUGCACUGAGAGAGACCACUCAAAGAAUUCAGGGUAUCCUAGCAGUCAUCCCAGCUCAACGACCUCUGCUUCUGAGUCGAGACCCUACACAAUACUGCCGUGCCAUCUGGGGAGAUCCAGACACUCCAAACUACCACAGGUGUAGCCUCUUGAACCCAGGGUACCAAGGAGAGAGUUGCCUCGGGGCAAAGAUGCCUGAUGCCCACCUUCGUGGUUAUUCCUUGUGGCCAGAGCAUGGUCUGCCCCAACUAAUCCAACCAGAUGGCCCUGGAGUCCAAAACACUGAUUUUCUCCUGUAUGUGAGGGUUGCCCACACUUCCAAGUGUCACAAAGAGCCCUCUGUCAUAGCUUAUGCUGCCUGCUGCCAGCUGGACUCAGAAGACAGGCCCCUCGCUGGCACCAUUGUCUACUGUGCCCAACAUCUCACCAGUCCCAGCCUCAGCCAUGGUGACAUUGUCACGGCUACUCUACAUGAACUGCUCCAUGUCCUGGGUUUUUCUGGACAGCUCUUCAUGAAAUGGCGGGAUUGCCCCUCAGGACUCAGUGCUAGAGAGAAUUGUUCUACAAGGAAACAUGUGACAAGGCGAGAUGAGUGGGGACAACUGCUUCUCACCACUCCGACCGUUAGCCACAGCUUAGCCAAACACUUGGGUGUACCAGGGACUGUGUUGGGUGUUCCUUUGGAAGAAGAGGGCUCUUUGUCUUCACACUGGGAGUCCAGAUUACUCCAGGGUUCUAUAAUGACCGCUACCUUUGAUGGUGCCCAGCACACUCGACUUGACCGGAUAACUCUGGCUGCCUUUGAAGAUUCAGGCUGGUAUCAAGUCAACUACAGUGCUGCGGAGGAGCUAUUGUGGGGUCAGGGCUCUGGCCCAGAAUUUGGCCUGGUGAGCACAUGUGGGAAUGGAUCGUCAGACUUCUUCUGCACCCGCAGUGGGCUGGGCUGCCACUACCUGCACCUGGACAAGGGAAGCUGCUCCUCAGACCCUGUGCUAGAAGGCUGCCGCAUAUACAAACCCUUAGCCAGUGGGAGUGAGUGCUGGAAGGAGGAAAAUGGACUCCUCACCAGAGCAGAGAACCCCCAUGGGGAGAUUUACCAUCUUCACAGCCGGUGCUUCCUUGCCAACCUUACCUCCCAAGCGCUCUCCAAAGGCAAGGUCAGCCAACCCUCCACAAGUCCCACAGGCCGUUGCUAUCUACAUCAAUGCACACACAAGGGAGUAUACGAGGUACAAGUGGAGGGAUCACCGUGGAUCCCCUGCCUUCCAGGAAAGGCUGUUCAGAUACCCGGAUACUAUGGUCUUCUCUACUGUCCCCAAGGCCGGCUGUGUCUGAGUAACAAAGGAACCAGUGCUGUCACUUCUCCACAAAUGAGUUUUUCAACCCAAGACCUGCUAUUCCAGCUGUCUUUAGGAUUAACUGGGACCCCAGGCCACUCUCUGGGGAAAGAAGAGAGAGAAGAGCUGGCUGAGGUAGUUCUUCAGGCUCUGGUGACAAGAGGUGGCACUAGCAGGUGCUAUUUCCACAGUCCAUCCAUCACCACAAAUUUGAUGUUCACUGUGAGUAUGUGGAAGUCUCCAGGCUGCCAAGGGCCUUCCGUUGCUACACUGUACCAGAACCUGACUCUGAGUUUUCAGGAGAAACCCCUCCAAGUACACCAUGGAAAAGCCAUCUUUACCACAGAAUACAGCAAGUUGCUGACUUCCAUGGACCAUAGCAUCUCUGUGACUGACCAGCUUCUAUCCACCGGAUUCUGCAUAUUGUUGCUAAUCCUGGUGGGUGCAUUGGGAACUUUGGCUUACCAGAAACGAGCUACACUCCAAGUGGGACCAUCUACUACUUAA
Messenger RNA from Cricetulus griseus (Chinese hamster), 2100 nucleotides. NCBI's taxonomy places the organism in Eukaryota, Metazoa, Chordata, Mammalia, Rodentia, Cricetidae. The record is from RefSeq and is a predicted model, not a curated record.